Molecule: messenger RNA, 5163 nt
Organism: Varroa destructor (honeybee mite)
Lineage: Eukaryota; Metazoa; Arthropoda; Arachnida; Mesostigmata; Varroidae
Product: homeobox protein Nkx-2.5-like
Biological process (GO): regulation of transcription by RNA polymerase II; cell differentiation
Cellular component (GO): nucleus
Molecular function (GO): DNA-binding transcription factor activity, RNA polymerase II-specific; RNA polymerase II cis-regulatory region sequence-specific DNA binding
Source: RefSeq, a predicted model, not a curated record
UGACGUCGACCUGUGGGGCAUUGAUUAUCUCUUGCUUGCUAACAAUUAUUGGUUUAGUUGUUUCAUCUCGUAGACAUAUACAAUAGAAUAACAGUGAUAUAGUCGCUAUCGUUUGCUUAGCUGUCAUCGCCGAGAUAACAAUGCUGAAUCUAUCUGGCCUUUAAGCAGAGUGGCGUAGUUGAACAGAUAUAACUUUUAUGGAAUACGGCUGUCGGUUGCGAUGCCGCCAUUUGGAGAGAUAUGUAGGCAAGUAAGCAGGCAGAUAGAGAUUGUUUGACGUCUCUUGGCGCAGCGCCUAUUGGUACUACAGUGCUCAUAAUGGCUAAGUUUACCGUCGAUCUUCUAUCUGCUAUUGGGAGAGAGGGAAGCAAGGGGUGGUCAUCUUCAAACAAAUCCGAACUUCUUCCCUCGAUAUUUUUCUCGUUCGCUUUUGUUUCGUUCGAUAUCAUGUGUGUACAUAACGAGCUCUUGGUGGCCGCGUGCCGGCGUCUGUCGUUUCAUACUCUUCAACAGAAAACAAAUAGAAGAUAAAUUUAUUGACCUGUCGUCUGCCUACCGCUGUCUUCGUUUCGUUAUUCCCCUGUGUAUAGGUGAUUUCAUGUUAGACAAUCUCAGGACGACAGAUUAGCUCAGAGUGCGCUAUCUGUCGAUCUCACUUUUCCUCUUUUUCAUUAAUGUUACUUUUUUCGGUAGCCGGAUUAAUUUCCCUUACAAGUGAACAUUAGAUUGUGUCAAAUUGCUCCCUGAUGACAGAAGUCAUCCUCUUACAGCUAACGUGUUUCAUAUUUGCUAGCUUGCAGAUAACUUGAAGUUCGGCUAUUGACAAUUAUCUAGGCUAAAGAAAGAUGCCCUACGGAAUAUUGCUAGGUGCCAACGGCGCAGAUGUAGUGGUCGUGCCGUUGUGUAAACACCCGGAGUUCGAUCGCAUCAAAACAAUGGGAACGGAUCAGUGAGCGACAGCGUCAGGCUAUUCACGACGACUACAUUAUCGGUACCGAUAUCCGGAAGAGUCGGGUGUUGUUUCAGGUUCAGUAACAACAACAGCAGCAGCAGCAGCAGCAGCAGCAGCAGCGUGGAAAGGGCAGUACGCUGCGGGUUAUAACCGUUACAAGCCAUUAAAGAAGGGCGUGUGCUUCUCUAUGCCUGACGACGUCAACCGUGACGAUUUGGGUGGAUGGGCUUGACUGAAGUGGACAAGCUCUCCUGAGCCGAGAGUAACGGGCUAAAGGCCAAGUGUUGUGCUUUAGCCAGCUGAAACACGCGCUUGUCUGAACUGAGAAGCAAAUAGUUCGUAUUCAUGACCGCGUGGUACCGCCAAGUGCAAUUUCUUCUCGCUGUCGUUAUGAUCUUCAGUUUCGUUGCUACCGUUGCAGUGGCAGCGGGAGUCUGCAGUGAAGAGGCUCAUUGACUAGAAGGUAAGUUUUCUUACGGCCAGGUGGCCUCAAUGUGUUGCUGCCGCGGCGUGGCGUUCGCUAUGUGCCUUUUUGUUUCUGCGGGCCCUUUGUCCCCCUUUUGCGUGUUGCUUGUUGCGUUCGGUCUCUUAAAGCAGGACUCAAGUUGAGGGCCUGUUGACUAGAGUACUUCGUUAAUUGGUUAUCAUCGCGUGCAUGUUGUUGCCAGUAACAAAAAAGGUGAUUGCUAAAAAUCGGCCUCGUCGGCAUCCACUGGCAGUGUUGAUGUUAAGCACCAAGCGGAGUGGCCACCACCAUGUGAAGGGUCCUUCAGGCGCCGGUUGUUUGGCAGACCAUCUGGGCAGGAACAUUAGCCAGGCUGACGGAGGACCAAGGGCGGAGGGUGCUGGUGGAUGGACAAUCACGAUUGCGAUCUUACUCAACUCAUUAACGCUACUUACAAUUACAGCUGUUGCUGAGAUGCUCUUGCGCACGUGAGUGCAGCGCGGGGUAGCUUUGCUGUUGUCGGAAGUACAACGUAGAGUGACAAUGUAAGUGCUACUUUCAUGUUACAUCAACUUAAGUGCAGCCAAGUAUAGCGGACAGAGGGAGAGAUGAAUGCUCAGUGAGUGAGUAAGUGCACAAUGAUCUCAGAGGAUUAUGGCAACAACUCCGGCAGCAAUAUAAACAAACAGGGACUAUCACUAUUACGAUGAUGGUACACUAACAACAACACGUAAAAAACAGUGUGUCAGUGAACAAGUGUUCCGCAUCGGCGCCGGCUUCGUCGCCAUUAUCGCUCCGCGCCAUGUUUACGCCCUCAGCGUCGUUCAAUGUCAAGGAUCUUUUGUCAUACCCUAUGGAGGCUGCUGAUCCGUUGAGCGGUGCCUCGUUGCCACAUGGCUUGCCUCCGUACCAAAGCUGCUAUACACCUGGAACUCAUUCACCGCCUGGCCAAACCCAUGCACCGCAGACGUGGAUUCCACAGACGCAAUUCGGCUGGUCAACAGAAUACAAGGGGUACACGCAUCCUAUAGAAGAUCCGUUAACGGGCCACGAGCUUCCUCUGGAGCGUUUAGAGGCGUCGUCGCAUGAGGAACUUGGCCAAGGGAUCAAGGACGAAGUAGAAGAUGAUAGUCAGCAGCAUCGCAAAACGAAGCGAAAACCGCGUAUUUUGUUCACACAAGCACAAGUGCAUCAACUGGAACAGCGUUUUAAACAACAGAAAUAUUUGACGGCACAGGAGCGCGAGCUUCUGGCACAAGCUCUAAAACUGACAUCAACCCAGGUGAAGAUAUGGUUUCAGAAUAGACGUUACAAAAGUAAAAAACAACGUGAAAGUCAACAGAUUGCUUCAGGAAGACAACAGUUCCCUCGCAAGGUGACAAUUCCUGUUUUGGUCCGGGACGGUCGACCGGCUUCUCCUGGCGGCCCCAUACAAGAUUACGGAUAUCCCGAACUAUCAUCAACCGUGAUACUUCCGCCACCUUCAUGUCAUCCCGACGGGAUGAUCUUUGGAGUAGGUGUGGCGCAUCCUCACCCUGGACCAACCGGAGACCCACGAUGGGGAGCACCACAGCCGUCCAGCUCGCAGAGGCCCCCGCCACCUCCACCAAUGUUUCAGCAGGAUCCAGCUGGUUAUGCGACGCCGGUCAGCGCUCAUUUUAUGGCUGGGCCGCCAACUGGUCUCGAACCUCAUCCGCUUGCUCCACCUCCACCGCCGGUACCACCGCAAAAUAACGCUUCUUUAUGAGUGGCCAAUUAGCCAGUCUUUUCAACUCAAGUUUGUCAACAUAACUACUGUGGGCGGAUAAAAACUUCCAAGUUGGGUUUACAAAAACACUUGAACGGAGGCACGCUACGACAUGAGAGUUUAUAGUUAUAGGUCCACCCUUUCUAAUUGCAAGUUUUUUUUCCCUGCAAUCCAUUCCUUGUACAUUGAAGAUGUUCCCAUUUAAUAGAAUGAAUAUACCAUGCUAAACGACUAUUUAUACGACUGAAUGAAAAUCGUAUCUAUUAUUAUUACUGCACAUAUUUAGGCGCGUUGUACUUAGAUUACGAUUGUAGGGGAAAAAGGAUCAUAAUAUGUUAAUAAGCGACUGGUGUGGGUUACAAGGAGAGCAUUUAUACUAUAUGGCUCAUGUAUAUUCAGCUCCAUGCUGAAACUAAAGGCUGAAAUUAAAAUAGUGCAUAUGUUUUUUUGUAUCAUAAAACAGUAGUGUAGAUUACAUUUGUCAGUCCAAGCAAGGUUAGUAACUGGUAAUUCGUGCCUUCAGGACGCGAAGGUAAUAUUAAAAAGGGCAACACGCACAUUUAAUUUUGGCAUUGACGGACGAAUAGGAUUCAUUCAAAGACCGUCGCGCCAUCGAGCUAUUGUAAUAUGCCUAAUUACUGUUAUGAAUGAUUUACCUAUUUUAAUCUUGGGCACUUUGUUUAAACUAUUAUUAAAUUUAUUAUAAAAACACCAUCGCCAUUUCUACAUAGAAGUGAAACAAACGUUAAAGCAUCAAAUCUCAAACAUCCACCAUUGAAACAACAUAACAUCAGACAAAACACGCACGCAACUAGGCCUACAUCUAUAUAUAUAUAUGGAAGUAUUAGAUGGUGGAAAAUGUCUACAUGUGCAUUUUGGACUUCGGUACGUACGUAUUAAUACUCAGCACGCUGAUUCACCGCAUUGAAAUGCCUACACUAGUAAGGCGUAUAUUACGUUUAUUGUACCUUUUAGACUUUGUCGAACAAAGUGUAUCCACCAUAAAGAUGAAGUUCCUAGACUGACGUUCCUUUUUACGUACAGCUUACCAAAGAGCGUUGUAAAAAUAACCAGCUGCAAACUUUUAAAUAGCACGUAUUUUAUCAACGGUUGCAUAAUGCAUACCGGAAAACCGUGGGACCGUCGGUUACAAUAUUAUAUUUGUGAGAUUCUAAGAAAACUGUAUGCAAUACUAUGCUAUUAAGUGAAAGCUUUCUUAAAAUAAAGCCAUACAAAUUGGUCGUUUUUUUUUUUUAAAUUAAGCUGCUAUAUUGAACGUUUUACCCGCUGAUACGGAUAUCAAUUUACUUGAAGGACCCUUUUCCCCACCUAAUUCUAGGGCCUCCUAAUUUCUAAAGAGGAUGCUUAUUUUUUUUGAGUUAGUUUGUACACGAACAGACAUGUACAUAUGCGACGCAUGUAAUAUUAAUUUCCUAAUCAGUAUAGUCGGCUUCGGUGAGUGGUAUUACUGUUUAUUGCUGGAGGGAAAAUCCAUUUAUUAAUAUAGUACCUUGUUUACACAUAUUCUUCUGUACUAUUAUCGCAUUGAAAUAGUGUACAGUGUACAUACAAUGAAAUAAUAAUACGCAUCCCAGAUCUCACUACCAUGAAACAAAUAUACGUUCAUUUAACUAAAGUGGAAUCAUAAUAUAUAAAGUAGCUUUUUUCUUUCAAAUAAAGUGGAACUAUUAGUAAGUACGUGACUGUUCAUUUUAGUAUCUCCCGAUCACUGUUGAACUUUUGAAGGUGAAGAUCAUGCUUCCAGAAUUCACGGAAUAUCUCGGCCUAAAUUAAGGAUUAGGUUUUUAUUGUCUGAUAUUUUAGGAGUUGUUACCAUCAGCGAGUAGGGGUUUGCAUUGUAGACGCUAUAUCUAAAAACAGACAACUUUAGCCGACAAAAUUUUCUAUGACGGGGCUGAAAGGUAUCCCUUGCACGCGCAUUUGCAAUACCAACAGGCUUUACGAAAGCUGCAAUACCGAAUCAAAUUCAGUUCCAUAUAGGAGUGAGGAUAAAGAUAA